This is a messenger RNA of Penicillium digitatum Pd1, 1605 nucleotides long. RefSeq names its product putative chromosome segregation protein (Pcs1). NCBI's taxonomy places the organism in Eukaryota, Fungi, Ascomycota, Eurotiomycetes, Eurotiales, Aspergillaceae. Gene Ontology annotation, biological process: attachment of mitotic spindle microtubules to kinetochore; meiotic sister chromatid segregation. Gene Ontology annotation, molecular function: microtubule site clamp; protein binding. Gene Ontology annotation, cellular component: chromosome, centromeric core domain; nucleolus; mitotic spindle. The record is from RefSeq and is a predicted model, not a curated record.
AUGCCUAAAAGGAAAGCUCCUCCCAAACUCUCUGGUCUAUUAGGCUCAGAUGACGAGGACAUCAUGCAAGUCGAAGCGACAGAGACACAAGAAACUCACGAGCCUCCCGCCAAAAAACGGAGAGGAAGACCGCGUACCUCAAACGAGAAUGUGACCGAGACCAAAUCUACCAAGCCUGCUACUCGCACAAAAAAGCAGCAAGCAACUGUAGCUGCAGCUGAGCCAGAACCUGCUACAAACAAAAAGCCCGCCCGCCGAGGACGGCCCAGAGGAAACAGCAGUGUAGCCGAAGACACGGAAACAUCUGCGCAGGCAACCGAGGCGGAGGAUAUGGUACCAGAGAAGGAUGAUGCAGACAAACAGGAGAACGAAGACCCAUUCGUCUCAAGGAAUAUAAAGAAGCAGCUACCCAAGGCCCCAAAGGCUGCCCCAGCACGCGGUCGAGGACGACCUCGUGCGGUCAGCACACAGCCCCAAACAGAUGGUGAAUUUCAGUUUACCCCGAGCGGUUCGAGACACGUUAGUUUCAAGGAAACUCGGACAGAACAAACCGAGCUGAGCCCUCUUGCUCGUGCAACGAGUCUGGGAAGAAAGGAACCUGAAGUUGAAGAUUCUCAAUCGAACGAGCAACCCGCAGCGGAGCUCGUAGAUGAGACUAUAAUUCACGAGGAACCGGCAUAUAAUCGCAAAUCGAUGUCCCCCAUGAAGAGUGCUCGCUCUCGGCUAUUCAUGUUACGCACCUCUCAAGAUUCUUCUCCUCGAAAACGCAAGCUUGGGGGCACCGAAUCCGAGCAGGGCGGAGACCCAGAGCUGAGACGCAGGCUAGGUGAACUGACCAAGAAAUAUGAUGCCUUGGAGAGUAAAUUUCGCAAUCUACGGGAGAUUGGAAUUGUCGAGGCCAACACCAACAUGGAGAAAUUGCGAAAGCAAAAUGAGAUUGUUACCAAAGCAUCGAAUGAAUUGGUUUCUUCGCUCAGGGCCGAAAUGGAUGCCCAGCGAAAGCUAGGACUGCAAAGCCGUGGACUCCAAAAACAACUCAAAGACCGUGAUGAUGAAUUGGCUCGGCUCAAAUCGAGCGCUGAUGCAGCCCAAGAACAGCUUGCAUCUGCCCAGUCUGAAGUUAAAGCCUUACAGACCAAGCUCGCUGCGGCGCGGAACACAGCUGCCAGUCUCGAGGGGGCUUCAAAGGUCCCCGGCAGUGCCAUCAAGGGCGGCGCCUCCAACCGUGCUAAUGCAGCUGCUACCGCUGAAGCGGCGCAGGCUUCACAGCUGGCGCAAUUGAAAGAAGAUUUAUACAGCGACUUAACAGGAUUGAUCGUUCGUGAUGUUAAGAACAGAGAGUUAGAUUACCUUUACGAUUGUAUCCAGACUGGAAUCAACGGAACUCUUCACUUCCAUCUAGUCGUGCCAAAGGUCUCGACUGACUAUGACAAAACCGAGUUCCAAUACUUGCCUCACUUGGAUCCUAACCGCGAUCGUGACCUGAUCAACUUGUUGCCAGACUUCUUGGCCGUGGACAUCACCUUCGUCCGUGGACAGGCCGCCAAAUUUUAUACGCGCGUCAUUGAUGCCCUCACAAAGAGGCGAUCUCUUCCAGCGCAAUAG